AUGCUGGAUAUGAUCAUUAGAGAUCAGUCUUCUUCAGUAAGAAGAAGGUAUUGUGAUCGUGAACGUAAACAGGGUGAGGCGCGCUUGAUGAAAGACUACUUUGUUGAGAACCCAACAUAUGAUGAAGUAACAUUUCGACGCAGAUUCCGAAUGCGGAAACCACUAUUCCUACGUAUAGUGGAAGCUGUUACAGCUAAUGAUGUAUAUUUUCAACAGAGAAGUGAUGCCACAGGUAGGCAAGGUCUUUCAUCAUUGCAAAAAUGUACUGCAGCUAUGCAUGUGCUAGCGUAUGGGACAUCAGUAGAUGCACAUGAUGAAUAUUUAAGAAUAAGUAAAACUGUAACAAGGGAUGCUCUUAUGAAGUUCGUAGAAGGUGUUAUUUCGUGUUUCAGUCAACAAUACCUUAGAAAGCCCAAUGAUAAUGAUUUAGCAAGGUUACUCCAUGUUGGGGAAGAACGUGGAUUCCCAGGAAUGAUGGGCAGCAUUGAUUGUUCGUGCAAUGAUAUUAACGUCCAUCAACGAUCUCCUGUUUUUGAUGAUGUAUUAUCAGGUCGGGCACCAAAUGUUAGUUACGUCGUGAAUGAGGCUGUUAGAAAAGAUGUUGAACGAGCAUUUGGAGUUCUACAAGCUCGUUUUGCAUUUCUUCGAAAACCAUGUCUUGUGUGGGACAAGGAGGUGAUAGGGAAAAUUAUGAUUGCAUGUAUAAUUAUUCAUAAUAUGAUCGUUGAGGAUGAACGAGACGCAUACCUUAACUAUUAUGAUCCAUCUGAAUUUUUAAGUGAGAGGCCCACAAACCGGAGGCAUGCAACAUCUACUGAAGACGAUGAACUACCAUUUCAAAUCUCUACCGAACGAAUUGCGUCUCUAUCAAGUUAUAUGACAAUUAGAGCACAACUUCGUAAUAGAGAAGCUCAUAAUGCUCUAAAAAAUGAUCUGAUUGAGCAUAUAUGGAACAAAUUUGCAGUUGACGAAUAA
Messenger RNA from Helianthus annuus (common sunflower), 975 nucleotides. RefSeq lists its product as uncharacterized. The coding region runs from base 1 to 975 and encodes 324 amino acids. Lineage: Eukaryota; Viridiplantae; Streptophyta; Magnoliopsida; Asterales; Asteraceae. The transcript has 3 exons. The record is from RefSeq and is a predicted model, not a curated record.